AUGCUUUGUUAUUUAACAACAAUUGAAGCAAAACUCUAUAACUCAAUUGAUCAGUGUUGGAGAGAGGAUCCUAAUUGGGGUGCCAAGCGCCAGAGGCUAGCUGAUUGUGCCAAAGGGUUCGGGGCUUCGGCCCAAGGUGGAAAGAAUGGGGCGGAAUACGUCGUCACUGACCCAUCUGACGAUCCGGAGAAUCCCAAAUUUGGUACACUGAGAUACGGUGUGAUCCAAACGGAACCACUUUGGAUCACCUUCCAGACUGACAUGAACAUUGUGUUGGAGGAAGAGCUGCUGGUGAACAGCUACAAGACCAUAGAUGGGCGGGGAGCUCAAAUCAGGAUUGGAGAUGGGCCGUGUAUCAGGGUGGCGAAAGUAAGCCACGUUAUUAUCCAUGGAUUGACCAUUGAAAAUUGUCAGAAACAUAAAUCGGGUCCAGCCCGUUGGGUUGAUAACCGGAAGCGAUCCGAUGGGGAUGGUAUCCGGGUACUGAGGUCCAACAACAUUUGGAUCGAUCAUUGCAGGCUUUCUAGUUGUAAAGAUGGGCUCAUUGACGUAAGCUUAAGCUCAACUUACAUCACCAUCUCCAACAAUUAUUUUUCCAACCACAGAAAGGUGAUGCUGUUAGGCCAUUCAGAUAAAUUUUUAAGGGACGUAAACAUGAAGGUCACAGUGGCCUUCAACUAUUUUGGUCCCGAAUUAGUUUCGAGAAUGCCAAGGGCUAGGUUCGGAUCAUUUCACGUUGCAAACAAUAGAUACGAAAAGUGGCUUCAAUAUGCAAUUGGUGGGAGCAUGAAUCCAACGAUAUUAAGCGAAGGCAACCAUUUUGAUGCCCCUGACAAUCCUGAUGCCAAAGAGGUGACGUGGAAAAAGAUCAAAAAGGGAGGAGAUAGAGGGGAGAGAUGGUCGUGGACCAGCAAAGGAGAUGCAUUUCUAAACGGAGCCUAUUUCAAUGGAUCUGGAAUCCCUUGGGAACCUGAUUAUACUCAAACUCAAUAUUUUGCAGCGGCACCCGCACAUGAAGUUGUAGAGUUGACCCAAGAUGCUGGUCCUCUCCAAUGCGACCCCACCCAAGGAUGCUGA
This is a messenger RNA of Oldenlandia corymbosa var. corymbosa, 1077 nucleotides long. Lineage: Eukaryota; Viridiplantae; Streptophyta; Magnoliopsida; Gentianales; Rubiaceae. The record is from the annotation of a GenBank genome assembly.